This is a messenger RNA of Sodiomyces alkalinus F11, 498 nucleotides long. RefSeq lists its product as hypothetical. The transcript has a single exon. The record is from RefSeq and is a predicted model, not a curated record. Lineage: Eukaryota; Fungi; Ascomycota; Sordariomycetes; Glomerellales; Plectosphaerellaceae. Bases 102 to 368 code for a protein of 88 amino acids.
UUACAUAUAUGAACUCGAGGGGCGGUUAGGCUGGAACUUGGCGCUUUUCAGCGUCCUUUGUACUACUACUAGGAAGGCUGAUGCACUGACGAUACGCCCUUAUGACGAGGUGGGAAACGCUUGCUUCUCUUCUUUCAUUUAUUCCUUAUCAAUUAAGCGCCUCAUGGCCGCCAUGUUGGCGGACGAUUAUCUUCCACGAACCCCUCAUCUUGGCCUCCCCGAGUUAUGCCAUGCCAUUAUUCUAUCAAGAUCUUCGUUGCCUCCUGCCUGGGAGGCUCUCUUGUCUUUUGCCUUUUUGCGCCCAACACAGCGCGACAGGGCGCUGCAGUCUUUCUGUCAGGGGAUGUGACAGCGUCUAUCCAUCUUGAGGCCGGCUAAGAGCCCCUAACUCGCCGAUCCGGGCGCCAGUCCCUUACUUCCAAAGGGCAUCUCAGCAGGCCGGCCCGAGGUUCGUGGUACUCGGCGACAUAUUAGUCGGUCUAUUUUUUUCCCUUCUUU